Messenger RNA from Cyphellophora attinorum, 2007 nucleotides. RefSeq names its product putative metabolite transport protein YwtG. Gene Ontology annotation, biological process: transmembrane transport. Gene Ontology annotation, cellular component: membrane. NCBI's taxonomy places the organism in Eukaryota, Fungi, Ascomycota, Eurotiomycetes, Chaetothyriales, Cyphellophoraceae. Gene Ontology annotation, molecular function: myo-inositol:proton symporter activity. The coding region runs from base 1 to 2007 and encodes 668 amino acids. The transcript has 5 exons. The record is from RefSeq and is a predicted model, not a curated record.
AUGCCACCUCCAAGAAUCGACAACGAGGCUGUCGAGCAUCAGGACUACACGGCCAGCGAUGCUCCUCGCCCGGCACCACGGCGUGACUCGUCGGCCUCAUCGGCGACCAUCGGCGAGCACCAGCCUUCGACCACAGCGAAAGGCGCAAGCGACACAAUGCAAUAUCAACAUGCAGAGCGCCGGCGCAGCUCUGUCCUCAAGGACCGUCAGCCAUCAGCGGCGGCGCAGCUGAAGAAUCCUUUGGCUGGAAUGAGCGAGGCCGAUGUCCUCGCAGACGUUGACGGCUGGGUCGCCCAAAGAGGUCUGGACCACGAGCGGGAGACAUUCCGACGAGGCGCUCUCCUUGCUCGAGUCAUCAACACGGAAGGCGGCUUUGAAGCCAUCGAUCUGCCAGCUGACGAGAAGGACUGCCUGCGUAAGGAGGCCACGCAUCGCUGGAGUCAGCCAUUUCAGCUGUACUUUCUUGUCGUUCUUUGCGCUGGUUCCGCUAUCGUGCAGGGCAUGGAUCAGACGGCUGUCAACGGAGCUCAGCAAUUCUACCUUGCUGAGUUUGGCAUUACCGACGUGUGGCAGACGGGGCUACUGAACGGCGCUCCAUACCUGUGUUCUGCUCUCAUCGGCUGCUGGACGAAUGCGCCGCUGAACAAGUACUUUGGUCGUCGUGGCACUAUCUUCAUCUCCUGCACCAUCUCCUUCAUUUCGUCCUUCUGGAUGGCUGCUGCAAACACAUGGUGGAAUCUCCUCCUCGCUCGAUUCGUCCUUGGAUUCGCCGUUGGCGCGAAGAGCUCGACGACGCCCGUGUAUGCGGCAGAAAGCGCUCCCAAAGCUAUCCGAGGGGCAUUGACGAUGAUGUGGCAGAUGUGGACAGCAUUCGGAAUCAUGAUCGGCUUCAUGGUCUCGGUCGCCUUCCAGAACUGCCGCCCCAUCACCGGCAACGAAAACGAGCCCUGGCGCUGGAUGAUGGCUUCGACCGCCAUUCCACCCAUGUUCGUGAUGGCCCAGGUCUAUCUCUGCCCAGAGUCGCCGCGCUGGUACAUGUCCAAAGGCAAAUUCGAUAAGGCAUUCACCGCCUUCUGCCGCUUGCGCAACAUGAAGGUCCUCGCCGCACGGGACAUGUACUACGCCAACAAGCUUCUCGAGGUCGAGGAGUCGCAGCGAGAGGGCAAGAACCUCUUCAAGGAGUUCUUCACUAUCCGUCGCAACCGACGGGCCGCGCAGUCUUCGUUCUUCGUGAUGUUCAUGCAGCAAUUCUGUGGCGUCAACGUAAUCGCCUACUACUCAACCAUGAUCUUCGAGCAAUCAGGCUUCAGCCGCUCCAACGCGCUCCUCGUCUCCCUCGGCACCGGUGCCGUCAACUGGCUCUUCGCCAUUCCCGCCAUCUACACGAUCGACACAUUCGGACGCCGCAAUCUACUCCUCACCACGUUCCCACUCAUGGCCGCCUGUCUCCUGCUCACCGGCUUCUCCUUCUGGAUCGAGCCUGGCGCGCCUGAGUCGCAGGGUCGCUUGGCUGGUGUCGCUACGGGGAUAUUCCUGUUCAUGGCUGUGUAUUCGCCGGGUGAGGGGCCGGUGCCGUUUACGUAUUCGGCGGAGGCGUUCCCGAUCUAUAUUCGCGACACGGGAAUGUCAUUUGCCACAGCGACCUGCUGGGGGUUCAACUUUAUCCUUUCACUUACCUGGCCGGCGUUGCUUGAGGCCUUUAAGCCGCAGGGAGCGUUUGGGUGGUAUGCGUGGUGGAAUAUUUUUGGUUGGAUUUAUGCGUAUUUCUUGCUGCCGGAGACGAAGAACCUCACGCUCGAAGAGCUCGACACGGUUUUCAACGUAGGCAACCGGGAGCAUGGCAAGUACUAUAUGGACAAGUUGCCGUACUACCUCAAGAAGGCGAUGCGAAAGGAUGUCGAGCCCGUGCCACCUUUGUACCAGUUUGGCGGGUAUCAGGAACGAGCUGGUAGUGUCACGGAGCCUGGUGACAUGGGCGAGAAGAAAGGCAGUGCUGUCAUUGCAUAG